Messenger RNA from Pungitius pungitius (ninespine stickleback), 7144 nucleotides. RefSeq lists its product as uncharacterized. NCBI's taxonomy places the organism in Eukaryota, Metazoa, Chordata, Actinopteri, Perciformes, Gasterosteidae. The transcript is spliced from 2 exons. The record is from RefSeq and is a predicted model, not a curated record. The coding region runs from base 366 to 6473 and encodes 2035 amino acids. Gene Ontology annotation, cellular component: Z disc. Gene Ontology annotation, biological process: positive regulation of calcineurin-NFAT signaling cascade.
UCCUUUGAGUUUGCUCUUAGAACGUCGGCCAUACCAGUGUUUGAAUAUGGAGCUAAGGGCUUGAGACACUUGGGUGAGUUGUAUUUGUUUCUCCAACUUCAAGAAAAAUAGUUUGUUUGCUAUGGAUGACGACUGGUUGCAGCAGAUUUUGUAUUGGAUUUCUUACGAAUGAUUUUUCUUUGAUAUUACUGUUAACAUUGGACGGUCAGACUCAGCAUGAAAGACACAUCAUCAAGGAAGUUCCCACGUCCCAACAAAUUCCUUAUGUCGUGCUGAGCCGGAUAAAAAGGGUUCUACAGAAAUUCAGCAGCUGUAAAAGAGGCAAGACAGGUGAUGCACGAGACUGAAAGAAGUUUGUUGACAUCAUGAGCUGCGUGGAAAAGCGACACAUGAGCCAUCGCGUGGGAGGCAUGCUCCACCAUCGCUUCCCCAACGCCUUCACCGACUUGUUCAUGGACGAGACUGACCGAGAGGUCAGCACUCUUACCGACAGAGCCUUCCGAAGUCUCUGCGUUGGGGAUGAAGCUGUAUACAAUGACGAGUUGUUGUAUGGAUACUCACCUUUCAGCUGCCACAAACCUUUGGUAGGGCAGCCGCUUAAAAAGACUCAUCACAAGGAAUCUAAAACGCAACGGCAAGACAAAACUGACAAAAACUAUGCCCAGCCGUGGAAACAACAGGAACAGAAAAACAUGUCGUCUUUCCUCAAGGCAUUAAGUGCUACAGAGGAAAGCAGCGAGGGGAUGUUGAUCGCAAAUGGCGGUAUGACAGACUCUAACGGGGAAUCAUGGGAUAAGUCUGCACUUCGCAGCAUCCAAAGAGAGCUAUCGGAAUUUUCCUCGGAUUAUCACUCCAAUGUCACAGGCGGAUAUUACGAGAAACAUCAACGACACCAAUCUGGUGAUGGUUCCUUUAACAAAACAGGCAAAGAUGCCGCCAUUGUCUCUGGGAAACAUGGGAAAUCCACAAUCAAACUAACAAAACUUAUCAUUAAAAACUUUUUCCUCCACAGUGAGUUUAGUCCUUUCCAAACAUGGGGAGACGUUAACCGGUUCCCCUUUGAUCGAGACGACUCUUCUAUUCUUCCCACAGAUAGUAUUCCUAAAUGGUAUGACUUGCCUUUUUACAAGGAGCUUACGGAAGGACACAGAACAGAGAAUCCGCAUAAAGAGGAGGCGCAGUCUUGCCAGAAAGCAACAGUUGAGCCCCCUCCACCUACUGCUCCUAAACCAAUCCCUCCCCCUCCUCCGCCUAAGGUCUUGCCAAAGCCCUCAGCUACUCUGGCUGAGAAGAGGUGCUCAUCAGAAAGAGGGGAUGGGAGUGCUGCCCCCUGGAGGCGCAACAGGUCCAGGGCAAAAAGUGUGAUUCCAGUCAAUCAACCUGGGAUACCAGCUCAGGAAAACAGUUCACAAACGGUACAUGAGAGUCUUUGGUUGGUCAGAAAGGAGCCUAGAUCUGUGGAGGUGACGACAGUUGAGGAAGUAAGCUCUUUGGCUUCAACUCCGUUCAGCAUCUGCCAGCUGAUGACUCCGAUCAUUCCCUCCAGACAGUCAACGGAAACAUCGGAAAUUCUCCUAACUGUGCUCUCGCCCUCCUGCCUUGAACUCCCGCUAAGACCACACUCUGAAGCCAAACUCACCCCUGAGCCUGGAGUCAAGCGGGACAGCUACAAAUCCCUCGCCUCCAGCAUCCUCUUCAACCUCAAAGACAACAGGAAAAGGGUGAAAAGCCGUUACAGCCCUCCUAAAUUCAAAACUUUAGAGGUGCUCGACAGUGGUACCCAGUUUCCCCAAUCAGAUCCUCUGAAAUAUUCACAAGCUGGCUCCGAAGGCUAUGCAUCUGGCUUAAGCACUCCUGCCGUUUUUACAGACAGACAGAGAGUGUGCAGUCCGGUAUUAGAAUUGAAUAACACCCCAACUGGUGGUCAAACUAAACAUGAUAGUGAUAGACCUCUUUCAGAUGAUUAUUUGUUAUCAAAUCUACUGCAAACUAACAAGGCUGCAGGUAGUCUUGAUGAGGAAAGUCUCAUAUCCCCUGUAAGACAUUCAAAAAUGAGUCCAAGGGCUCGAAAGCAAAACUACCCAUCUCUGAAUUUGUACAAGAAAGCAAGCCCUGUUGACAGUGAUAUAAGACAUGUAUUAGUCCCUCUGAGCGCUGCUGCUCCUAAACGCUUAGACCAACCAACCGAGGCAAAUACACGUUCGCCACGCACGCUAAACCAAGACCUCUCUCAAAAAGCUCUGCCCACAAAUACCGGGUUUCCAAUUUCUUUGAAUGUCAAAGAGGACUGUUUGCCCGUAAUUCCACCUGAUGAUGCACAUGAAAACGAAGCACUAAAUAAACCAGAAAAAUCAAAACGAUCUGCAAGAGACCAUACAGAAAAAGACUUGAAGGGAAAAGAUGCUAGUUGCCAACCUAUGAGUACAAUGUAUGUGAUCAAAGCCGCCAGGGAAGCAAUUAACGCAGCCAAAAAUAAAGCUAUAUAUAAAGCUCAGUCAAAUAGCGCGAAUAAGCCAAUUUCAGACCCAGAGGAAGUAAGGGAAAGAGAAGUGUGCAAGAGUUCAACACCAGAAAACAACAAUAUUUUAUCCCAGAGUAGAAAAAAAGCAGAAAUGGAUAGCAAAAGGGGUAAUUUCAAGAAAGUUCCCCCACCAGUUCCGAAGAGAAAUUUUGCAAAAUCUGAUAUGCUGCUCUCUCACAACAAAGAGCAAACAAAAAAUGGUGACAAACUGUCUAAUGGGGGCUCAAAGAAAGCCAAUUUAAAUUUACCAAGAAUUGAAGAUGAAUUUGACAAGACAGAGGACAAACUCAAACAUACGUUUUCUGCCAGACAGAACAACUACAUUAAAUAUCAGAGAUACGCAAGGUCGGAUGAACAAGAGGAGGAGUUUGAGGAAGGGGAUCCGAAAGUGAACCCAAUAAUAGAGAUGGGUGAGGAGACGAGGCCGCACAGAGAAAUGAAAGAUAGUGAGCAUAUAAUUAAUGACCUGAAUGCUCUGAAAGAGCUGCAGAGAGCAAGACUUGGCGAUCAUGUUGUCGACAACGCAAAGAACAAAUUAAGCGUUAUUAACAUCGAUGAGGAAGCUAGGGCUAAGAAUGAUUUGAUAUCAAGGGAGCUAAGAAAUAUUAAAAAGGGUAUGCUGUCUAUGAGAGGGAACACAACAUCUAAAAGAGAACUAUUUGCACAGAAAGAGAAGGAUCAGAGCAAGCAGGCGACUUUUGCAAAAAUUGACAGCAACGUCAUAGUAAACAAAGCCCUUAUAAAUGACAAUUAUGACAGAGCAAAAAUGGCACUUGAAGAGAUCAUCUCAGACAGGCAGAGAAGAAAGAAUACAUUAACUGAACAGGACCCAAUAUUUGAUGAGAAUGCUGAUGAAAGGUGUGUAACAAGGGAAGAGCAAAGUAAAAACGCCAUGAUGGAUUCUGUGACAAAAACUAAGGAAAAACAAAAUUCCAGAUUUAUCGCACUAAAAGAGAACGAUUUCAAAGAGAGGUUAAAUGGUCUGAGAGACCACAAUCACAUAAGACAGAUCCUGUCUCAAAGUGAACCUGGACUGAGUGAGACUCACAGAUCAGGUGGUAGGUUAACGUUACCUGGCAAUGAAAAAACGUGUGAUUCGAGCUAUGAAUCAGAAGAGAUGACUAUCGGGUAUGCAGAAAGCCAGAAAUCUGAAGAAAGUGGAGAAAAGCUGAAGAAUGGAAUUGAAGACAAGAAGGGCAAGGUUCCUCUUGCUCCUCCUAGGAGUAAAAGGAGAGGAAGUAUUAGAAAUGGAAGCAUUUCUACAGAGACAGAUAGUUUGAGAGAUGAUGUAGAAGGAGAUAUCUUUAACAUAGAUGUAAAACAUGAAAAAGCUGAGGUAGACUUAACUGAGAUAUGGGGUACAGUAAAUCUUAGAAAUAGUGACCUUUCUAUGAGAGAGGCCUGUCAAAGUGAAACAAAUCAAUUUAAAGAAAUGUGGGAUGUAGUCAACAAGGCCAAUUCAAAAUCCACCAUGUUAACUGAUCCAGUUAAAUGGGAGUCUGUGUUACAUUCAAAAGUCCCACAAUCUGACAAUAAAUUGAGUAUAUCACCAGAGAUUAGAGGAAAUGAAAACAAGGCAAAUAACUUGCAUGCAGAUAUGAGCCCCACAAAAGCUACGAGCAGCAUUUCCUGGGCACAAGAAACACCAAAGGUCAAACAGAAGGGUCCUUUAAAACCAGAUAAUUUAAACAAAACUCCGGUAACAAAUCUUUUAGGGGCAGAAGAACCAGACAAAUUGAAUAGAGCGAUUGAGGAAAUGCAUGCAAGGGAAGAGGUAAACCCUAGACAUAUAACAUCACCCUUACUCAUGGUUAAUGGUAUCAGCGUCACUCAGAGCCCACCUGAUCAAGCCAGCUUGUCUUCAAAAUCUUCCUACUUCUCUGUGGAGAGUGCACUGCACAGAAAUACAGAGACGGAGUCAAAUGUUUACCACUCUCUGGAGAACUUGAUUGGAGAUUUGGAGGAGGUUGAUGAAGAGACGCAGAAUAUUUCGCGAAACACAAAACAGGUUAUCGACGGAAUGGAAAUGGAAUAUUAUUCUUUGAGUGACCAUGAAAGCGAGCCAGAGGUUGUAAAGCAUCUGAUAAAAUCCCCUCAAAAAGAGACUAAGGUACCACACAUGGACAGCAAAGACAAUGCUAGCAGAGAUCAAACAUUAGUGCAGGAUGAAGAAAAUCAUACACCGAUGUUGCGCUCCAAUAUUUUCUCACCAACUUUGGGGAUCCCUGCCUUGUUCAAAGUCAAAGAUAACACUCUCAGUAACAACUUGAGGUUGAAAACUAUACAACCGUGGACACCAAGAGGUAGUAUUUCAGAAUGGGGAGAGGAGGUGCAUGAAGUAAAAGACAAUGCACAGCUUCCUGUUGCUCAUGAACCCGCCACCAGAGGCAGCCCAGCAAUCCCAGAUGAAAUAUUCUUACCCAAAGAAAGUCCUUCGAACAUUUCAUCUCCACUGCUGCAGUCGCCUUCACAUCUGCAAAGUGAAAACCCAAAGAAACCACAAGCUGGAGAGUUCCUUGCUGUCCCACAGGAGGAAGACAGAUCAUCUGUGCUGAGUCCAGCAUCUGAAGGAGUGGAGAGCUUAACAGGCAGCACAGCUGACACUACGGUAGAGAUGGGAACACAUACUGAGGUGUUGAAGGUUCCCAGCGAACGGUCCAGGUCCACCUGCAGUGGUAAUGAAAGCCAAACAGGCCCGCCUAAACCACCAGUGGUCUUACCCAAAUCGGAAAAGGCUGUUCUCAAAGCUGUUAAGUUGGCAAACAGAAGGAUAAAGAAGGAGGAAGCCCAGAAGUCCUUCCAAAAAUCAUCCCAUAGUAGCAGCAAGCACAGAGUCGAGAAACCCAAGAGUGACAAACCUGAGCACAGAAACAGCAGCAGUAAAAAUCACAAGAGCAGUGUGAGAAAUCACAGAGAAAAAUCUGAAGAUGGUCAUUGUCACAGUGAAAGUCAACAAGGCAAAAACAGCGACGACCAGAGGGAGAAAAUACCCUCUGAAAGAAGCAACAACAACAAUGAAAGCUACCAUCAUGAUCGAACAGACGGGCGCUAUAGGCCUCGACAACAGUGCCAUGGUUCUGUGGAGAGCAAUAACCAAAACAAUGAAGCAAUACCCAGUGUUGGAACAGAGAGGCAAGGGCGCAGCAGCAGACGAGACAAGCGAGAUCAUAGACCCUACAGUAGUGACAGGCUCAUCAGCAAGGUACCUGUGUACAAAGCUCAACUCAGCGAUGUACCGUCAUCUGACCGGCCCUUCCAGCGGUCACAGAGCAUCGACCGGUACUUAGGAGACAGAGUGGGGCGCAAGCUCAGCGACGAUACGUCUCUAAAUGAGAACCUGGAUCCAAGGACCCAGCGCAUUGAAAAGUCCAUCAUAGACGAGCUUCAGCAGAGAGGACGAGCCAGAGACAAGACAAGCAGGGACAACAUGUUAAGAAGGAGUCACAGUAUAGAUGCGUAUCCUAACCCAUCGCCUUCAACACUCUCCCGCCAGUCAAGCCAAAUAAGCCACACCAGCCAGCUUUCUCGCCAGUCUAGCUUUGAGCACGCCAUUGUUGCGCAGUCCUUUCCCUUGACCCAACGUAAACUCCUGCAGGAUCCAGACUCCGGUCAGUACUUCUUUGUAGACAUGCCUUUACAAGUCAAGACAAAAACCUUCUUCGAUCCUGAAACAGGAAGCUAUGUGCAGCUGCCAGUUCAGCCACAAGAUGGGGCUCUUCCUCAGGUGUCACCCUUAGAGGUUUUGACCCAACCUCUGGUUGUUUACCACAGCUUUGUCCCGGUGCCCCUGUCUCCCAUGGCUCAGAAAGGUGCCAUACAAGUAGCUCACAUGGAGCCAAAUUUGAGGAAAGUGCACUGUGAGGGACAUCCUUAUCUAGAGCACGUCUAUGGCCAACAAGACCACAUGUUAGGGGAGUUUCUAGGCACUGAGGAGAUGGACUGUCCGAGCUGAUACACCAUGAUGGCUGAAAGGACGUAUCUAUCCUAAGUGCAGGCUGUGUUGCAAAUACCAUGUAAUUUUGAACGGUGUUGAAGCAUUUCAGGUGGGAUUUUAAGCAUCUGAUCUUUGUAUUACUUUAGUUGCAUUCACUUACACAAAAGCUGCACUGGCUUAAAGAAGCUACUGAUGCUUACUGAUAGAGGAUCAUUAUUUUGUGAAUUAAUGACCGUUUUUGCAAAUGCUGAUUUUCUGUUGGAUAUGUGUAAGAUAAUGUGCAAUUUUUGGGAAAGACAAAGGACAUGGACAAUCCAUGUACAUAAUGUAUUUAAGUGUAAACAUAAGAUAAGCCUGAAUGUAAAUGUGAAAUGUGUUGUAAAUGCUGAGAGCUUGUUGUAUACAACUCAAGAGGGUAUUUUUGUCUCCUUUAACAGGUAUUGUGUUUUUUGUAUUAAUACCUGCAAAGUUGGUUUCCUUGAGAUUUCUUCCCCCCCUCCCCGGCGGUUUGCAGUCACUUAGGUUACCAUUAGUGUUUGAAGAGUCCUUGAAUGUGUUUCCUUUUUUUAAAUGCAGAGAACGUAAAGGAGAAUUGGUUUUGCUAGGUUUUUGCAUUGGCAUUUUUGUCAACUAGACUAAAGCAGGGCUGUAUUGUGUCUGUUAUCCAUUCCAAUAAAAUUCAACUGUUG